Messenger RNA from Amphimedon queenslandica, 2628 nucleotides. RefSeq names its product polyamine-modulated factor 1-binding protein 1-like. Gene Ontology annotation, biological process: regulation of canonical NF-kappaB signal transduction. The record is from RefSeq and is a predicted model, not a curated record. Lineage: Eukaryota; Metazoa; Porifera; Demospongiae; Haplosclerida; Niphatidae. Gene Ontology annotation, molecular function: protein binding. The transcript is spliced from 12 exons. Gene Ontology annotation, cellular component: plasma membrane signaling receptor complex. The coding region runs from base 135 to 2603 and encodes 822 amino acids.
UUGCUACCAACAUACCAGGAGAGACUCUGUUGAUUCAAACAAAGGAAGCUGUUUGUGAUGACUAUCAAAAACUUAGGGCACUGGCUAAAACUUUACUUAAGUUUGAAGUGACUGCUGUCAUAGGAAAAGCUAUUAUGACAGAAUACGGGGAGAUAUUUUGUAGAGAUGAUUUAAUUUUGAAUGAUUGUGACAGAGGAUUGAAAAUUAAGUUUCCACUUCAAUUGACAUCACAGUUUCGAUCAAUGCGUUUACAAUUUGGAGAUACAUUUGUUAAAGUGGAAUCAAUUUUGCAGACAAUCCCACAACCAACAAUUGAUAAUAUCAAAAAGUCGUUGAGAUUUUCUUAUAAUACAUUACGCCCUCAACUGGAUUUGUGUAAAGAUAUGAAUGACAUCUUAGAGUUAAUGAGUGAUAACAGUUCACUUGAUGAUAUUAGCAUGCUAGAGUUUCUUGUCAAUAAACUCAAUAUAGAAGAAGCUAAGUUAGUUGUUCAGAAAUACAAAGAAGUAAUAGAGGAGUUUAGUAAAACAGAACUUAGUAAAUGUUUACAUGAGAGGUUUUCGUAUGCUUCACCACUUCAAUGUGAAAGUGUUACCAUUGUCGUUGAUCGAAAAACCGAUGAUCUUACAUUGGAUGAUGUCAGGAGAUUAUCAGCUAAUUUAUUUGAUGAGCUUUCACCAAAUGUCAGAUUAAAUGUCGUUAGAGAUGAUAAUUCUUUCACUAUCACUUGUUCCUUCCCUUUGAUUCUAUCUGAGCAGUUAAUUAGAGCUGCUCUUAAUAAUAUUGAUGUAUUGAAAGAAAACAAAGUAAAGAGAUUAACCAUUGGAUACUGCACUGUGUAUGAGGUAAACGACACCUCCCCUACAACAGAUCAAAAUGAAUAUCAACAAACUUCAUCCUUAUCAACUAGUAGUGGCUUAUCAAAACAAUUGAUGCUGUCAUUGAGUGUACAACUGAUUAGUAGUAAGGAGGAGGUUACUACUUUAAAUGAGGAAAGUAAGAUAAUGAAGGAAGAAGCAGAGUCAUUGAAGGAAAGACUAGACACUAAAAACAAAAUGCUGAAUGUCAGUAUGGCAGAAAACAAUAGGUUUAAAAAAAUAGCAGCCGAGACGAGUCAGUUAUUGCAAAAGAAAGUAUCACAUUUAACAGAACGUGAAAAAGAGAAUGAGAAACUGACUGAAAUAAACAAAUUACUAGAAGAGAAGCUUGCUUUAUUUCAAUCUGAGAAAGAAAAAGAUGAAAAACAGCCACUCACUGUAGAAUGUAGGUCAAAUAAAGAACUAAAGGAACAAAUUUUUAAGGAAAAUAAUGAAAACACCAAAGAUGAACAAAGAACAGAAGUUGAGAAGAUAUUGGCAGAAAAAGAAGAACUACAAGCACAAUUUGAUUCCUACAAAAGAACAAUGAUGGCAGAAAAUGAAAAAUUGCAAACAGACCUUGCUAAUGCAAGGAAAGAAGCAGAAAAAAUUGUGACAAAAAUGGAAGAGCUGACAUACAAUAUUGAAAUAAUGAAAAAUGAGGCAAUGAUGACAGAAAAUGAUCAAAUCACACAAUUAAAAUUGACUCGAGUUCCAACAUUGCAUGAUGACUGGAGAGAACCACACACUCUACCAGUGGAAGUAUUGAUGACAUCUUUUGCUUCACAUCAUAAAAGCAAUGGCUAUUGGUACAGCCCAAGUUUCUAUUCUCAUAAAAAAGGAUACAAGCUGUGUCUAAGAGUGAGAGCUAAUGGAGAGUCAGAAGGAAGUGGAACACAUCUCAGCAUUCACAUCCAUUUGAUGAGAGGUGACCAUGAUGACACCUUAAAAUGGCCGGUCAGGGGAAAAGUAAAACUAGUGCUAUUGAAUCGGAAACGUGAUGAAAAUCAUUUCGUUGAGGAAAUUGAAUUUAAUGAUGGCUCAAAUCCAGAGGCCACAGGGAGGGUGAUCAAUGGAAUUCAGAUAAGCAGUGGCACUGCAGCUUUUGUUGGACAGGGAAGAGCAGCUUUUAUACCACAAGACCUACUCUUCCAAGACUACAUGAAAGAUGAUAGCAUCAGGAUUCGUAUUACCAGUGUAGAUUUAUCAGGCCAGGGUAAUUCAAUACCCAUAUCAGUUGCUACCAGUUGGCCUCCUAUUUUCGAAUUUAGAAUCAAUAACUUCUCUGCACUACAAAAAUCCAAUGGAAGUUAUGUCAGUGAUUAUUUCUACACACACAAAAAAAAUAAUGGUUACAGGUUUGUUUUUAUGGUGUAUCCCAAUGGGGUAGGAGCAAACAAAGGGAAAAAUGUAUCUAUUUUUGCUCACCUUACAAAAGGAGAAAAUGACGACCAACUCAAGUUUCCAUUUAGAGGAGAGAUCACACUUCAAGCUGUUAACUGCCACGCCAAUCACGAUCAUGCUGAGAAAGUGAUUCGAAUCAAUGAAUUGACAGACCCUAAGGAGACAUAUGGUGGUCGUGUAGCAUGGUAUAAUGUAACUGGACAAGCACUCAAUGGAUAUGGAUUCCCAGAAUUUUUACGAGACGAGCAACUGAAAUACAAUGAAAAGAAUAACACACAAUAUCUCAAUGAAAAUGACUCAAUGCUUUUUAGAGUAACUAAUGUAAGAGUAAUGUCAAUAUAAAGCGCAAAUAAUUUUUAAUACAUAU